Messenger RNA from Fusarium fujikuroi IMI 58289, 1758 nucleotides. RefSeq names its product related to hsp70 protein. Bases 1 to 1758 code for a protein of 585 amino acids. The record is from RefSeq and is a predicted model, not a curated record. NCBI's taxonomy places the organism in Eukaryota, Fungi, Ascomycota, Sordariomycetes, Hypocreales, Nectriaceae. Gene Ontology annotation, molecular function: ATP binding; ATP-dependent protein folding chaperone. The transcript is spliced from 9 exons.
AUGACGGCCAACGAGCCAGUCGAUGAUUUCUUUAUCAUUGGACUCGACUUUGGGACAACGUACUCGGGAGUUGCUUGGGCGUAUUCUCGAGAACCGGAAGAGAUCGAACUUGUGACAAGCUGGGAAUCUGAGUUUAACAACUGUACUGAUGUUGAUAAAGCACCAACUCAGUUGCUAUACGACGAAAAAAAAGGCACAUCCUGGGGAUACUCUAUCCCCGCCAGUAAGGAUGCCUUGAAGUGGUUCAAACUUCUAUUGCUUGAUAGAGAGGAUGUUCCCAUUAUGGUUUCAAAGUCCUCCCAGAUGCGCUGCGCCCAGAAACUUCUGGAUAAGACGAAGAAAGACCCAGUCGAGGUCAUCGCGUGCUAUUUGCGAAAAAUAUGGAACCAUGCAAUUGACUCUAUCCAAAGAGCUGUUGGAGCUGAACUGUUGCAAAAGUCGCCGUUUCAUGUUGUCAUUACGCUGCCUGCCAUCUGGCCCCCCUACGCCCAGCAACGCAUGAAGCAGGCUGCCAAAACCUCAGGUAUUCUUGAUGCUCGAUCAUGCGGUGAGACCAAACUUCGUUUCAUCUCAGAGCCGGAGGCUGCAGCCCUAGCUACCAUCAAGGAUCUUUCGAAGAGGUCGACCAUGAAGAUUGAGGAUACGAUGGUCAUUUGUGAUGCUGGAGGAGGAACGGUGGAUCUAAUCAGCUAUCAAAUUGAGUCAACCUCUCCAUUUGUGGUGAAGGAGUGUGUCAAAGGCGACGGGGGGCUCUGCGGAGGCGUGUUUCUCGACGAACAGUUCCUGGAACUCAUCAAAAGAAAGCUCGCACCUGGAUCAUGGGACAGCGUCACCUCUACUGAGGAGAAGAAAUUCUUGAACGAGUGUUGGGAGCAUGGAAUUAAGUCUCAAUUCUCUAAUCAGAACAGGGACUGGGUCGUAGACCUUCCUGACAGUUGCAAGGCCACGAGCUCCAGCGGAAAGCUCAAACGGCGAAAGACGCUUGAACUCAGCUCAAGCGACAUUCUGUCUGCAUACACCCCUAUCGUCGACAGGAUCGAGGGCCUUGUACGCCGGCAAGCCCAGGCUGUUAAGUCAAAGCUUGGGACGCCAGCAAAGUACAUCAUUCUUGUCGGUGGCUUCGGUCGUAGCUCCUACCUGUACAACAAGCUUCGGUCUGCCUUUUCUGAGAGCACAGUUCUACAGUCGCGCGGGAACAAGCCAUGGUCAGCUAUCUGCCGCGGUGCUGUAGUCCACGGCAUUACAAACCACGGCCUCUCAGCAACCCUGGGUGUGACAGUAGGCGUACGGGUAGCUCGAAACAGCUAUGGAGUCAAGUUCAUGACCGAGUUUGAUCCCCAGAAGCAUCAGCAAUCUGACAAAUAUUGGUCGGAAGAUCAUCAGGAGUGGUAUGCUACGAACCAGAUGAAAUGGUUUCUGCGGGAGGGCGACAAUAUGUUGACUAAAAAGCCAGUCCGACAUAACUACUGUCAACUAUACUCUAAUCGCAUUGGACAUGUCUCUACGACCAUUUACAUCUGCUCUGAGUUCCCUCCCCCCAAGUCUUCCGGACAGGCCGUGGAGAAACUAUGUGAGAUCCACUGGACCCGCAACAUCAGCCUCGAAUCUCUUCCAACAUGGACCAACCCUCUGGGAAAGGUCUACCACGAACUCAGGUACGAAGUUGAGAUGACCUGCGAGGAUGGGACUGUAGACUUUACCCUCUAUCACGAGGGCAAACGCGUCGGUGCUCACAAUGUCGAUGUUCAGUUUCGUUAG